Messenger RNA from Oppiella nova, 1720 nucleotides. The record is from the annotation of a GenBank genome assembly. Lineage: Eukaryota; Metazoa; Arthropoda; Arachnida; Sarcoptiformes; Oppiidae.
AGUGAGAGAGAGGUAGAGAGAGUGACGCGAAUAUUACAUGUUUUAAACAUAGACUCCAAUACUGGGCCAAAGUUUCUUGUGUUGUGCGCGAACUGAAUCCCUUUUGUGAGCCCUCACGAUGAGCACUGACAGCCCUACCGGAGUCGUCCAACAGAUUCUGUCAAAUGUAAGCGAUUUAGUUGUGGCUUCAAUCGACAGUCUUCACAAACUAAUGACACGUUUGGGUGUAAUGCAGACCAUAGACUGGACGACAAUGCUUCUCAUAUUUUGGGUCGUUUUCGCACUCAUAGUCUAUUCUGUGGGCAAUAUAUUAGUUGUGGUGAUCAACAAAAGAAAACAAAUAAAUGACACCAAAAUCGAUGAUCACAGCAACAGUGAUACCAUCGUUAAGACUUCUGUCGGUUUGGACCAUAAGAACAAAGUUUUGAAGUCCAAUGAAGCCAUCGGUCCGGACAGAGAUUGUGUCCUUUGGAUUAAUAAUAUUAUUCAAUGGUUUUUCUCACAAAACGAUACGAUUCUUAAGUCAAUGUUUGAGAUUUGGUUGAAUUCUCUGAACAAUCAGAACCGGAAACUAUCAAAAGAUAAUGGAUUCUCAAUGGAAUUCUCAGAGUUAUGCCGCGACAAGAGUUUUACACCCGAAUUGUCUAAUGUUAUGGUCGAUAAGGAAUCCAAUGAUAAUAUCACGGUUAACUGCAAAAUCUCAACCAAAGGAAUUAAACUAUUAGUGAAAGCAUUUCGAGAUAACGAUUCUGUUAGCGAGGAACCCAUGCUAUACGAGCUCCAUAUGGAUAGGUUUGAAGGAAUGAUGAAAAUCGUAUGCAUUAGCGAAGAACAACUGUUUGUCGUGAGAUUUGUGGAAAGACCUGAUUUUAAAGCCAGUUUGAAAGCGAUCAAAAGUCUUCAGAAUCAUAAACAGAAAUCUGACCACAAGAUUGUCUCCGAAGACGCUAUAAUUAACGCCAUUAUAAACACAAUCACUAAAAGUGUUGUAGAUUUGUGUCUUUCGGGUUAUCAAGACUUUCCGAGGUUUAAGCGAACGGAUCAACAAAAUAGUAUUGGUUUUCAUAAUUCGAAAACUAUUGAACGCAAACUAUUUGUCAAAGUUGUCAAAGCAAAUGGUCUGAGAGUUAACAAUAAAGAAGUGGACGAACCCCCACAACAGGCCCACACCUCCACAAUCAAGAAUACCUCGAGUCCUGUUUGGAACGAACACUUCAUUUUUAAUCUGAAGGAAGAAUCGACUGAAAUAUUGUUUGAAUUAUAUGACAAAACAAACGGAAUAGUGAGUGUCAAUGAAUUGAAGCUCAAUCCCAGUCAGAAUCAAGUGCUGAAACUACAGCCCCGACCCUUAGAGGCCGACCAGAUAUCGGGAUCCCUAUCAGUCGAAUUCCUAUUCAUUGAACACAGUAGUGGUGACACAUCGCCAGAUGCGACACCUAUUUCUGGUUCACCCAAGAAUACAGGUCUCGGAAUAUUUGAGGCAAACCUAUUUAAACCAAACGGAACUGUCUCCAAAAAUAAAGAUGUGCCGAUUAUAGUGAGCAGUGAUGCCGACGAAUGUCACGAAUCCAUAGAAUCUGUAGAAACAACAGAAACACCCGUUUUGGAUGUGAUUGCAGAGCAAAUCGCUCACAAAUACCUGUUUGUCAAUCACUGGGAACACCUGUUAAGGAAUGGCCCCUACGGUCCGAUUUCAAAGGAAAUCCUUUCGAUAUAUUAA